AUGAUGGACCUGUAUCUGCGUGUGGGUAGUGUGACUGACAAAGAUGUGAUGUUAGAGGUUGAGAGUUAUAUCAUAGCCUUUGCCCUGCAUUGCUUUGACCACCAGCCAGUUAAGGUGCAUUAUUAUAUGGAAGUGUUGGAGGUCACACCAUUGAUCCAUUGCUGCCCUGCCAUCUUGGAUGGGUGGACCAAAACUGAUCGCCCUGAUAGCAUUGUCUGUACUCAAAAGUGUCCUGUGACACUCGUCUCUAAAUCAGAGAGAUUGACUGUAUUGGGAUUGUGCAGCAUAUUGCGUGCCACUUUAUACAAGUCUUCCACCAAGGAUUCAAGCAAUAUUGCAUCAAAGCUGUUGGGUUUCAGGCAGGGGUGUCUGAUGGCUCCAGCUGAGGCCUCUGUCUGGACACAAUUCUGUGAAGUUGAUAUGCCAGAUGCACUGAAGGCAAUUCUUGAAUGGCAUGGUGAUAGAUGGUCUAUCCCCAUUGCACUGCUGCGCUUUGAUGUUCACUUGAGUCUUCCUGCACGCAUCCAUAAUGUCCGCAAGAGGGCACAGGAACUUUCCUUAUGUGAUUCCUCACCCUCGACAAAUGUGUUGGGUCUCAGUGAUAAUCUUCACACAUAUGCUGAGGGACCUGACAUGGUUCUGUCAGACUUAAUUCUCUUCUCCCUCUUCAGUGUGUUCAGGAAUUUGUGUGGAACAGAUAUUCUAAAUCAAAACAUUCCCAGAGUCAUGGAAUGGUAUAGAAAAUGUGUUCAAGUUGAGCCCAAAUUUAAUAAAGUCUCAGAAAUGGUUUUGAAGGUCAAGAAACUCAAAUUCAGUAAAGUUGAAAUCCCCACUUUUGAAGAGCAGAGCAUUUACAAGCGGGACCCUCGGCGAUACAAGCCAAGUAACAGGAUCUUUACAAGACAGGAAGACGUUGAUCAAGUCCUUGGCAUGUUUCCCAUUGAUGUUAUGAUUCCAUAUACUGAAAAGGAGGAGAAAGGCUAUCAACUUGAGUGGAAUUCCCUGAGCAGGCACAUCACACCACAUGAUUACCUGCCAACAAAGCGCCUGGAACGAAAAAUGCAGCAGCUGGAGAACAUGGUCUCAGCAGUUAUGAAUCUCUGUCAACCCGGGAGUAUUAUUGUUGAUUUCUGUUCUGGUGGAGGUCAUUUGGGAAUCAUUCUUGCUGCACUUCUUCCAUCCAACACAGUCAUCCUGGUUGAAAAUAAGGAAGAGAGUCUGAAAAGAGCUCGGCAGAGAGCCAUGUCAGCCCACAUCCGAAAUUUGGACUUCUAUCAGUCCAAUCUUGAUUAUUUUGAUAGACCCUUUGACAUUGGGAUGGCCCUCCAUGCAUGUGGCAUGGCAUCAGAUCUUGUUCUGCAAAAGUGUAUUUCGCAUCAAGCCUCUUUUGUAAUCUGUCCCUGUUGUUAUGGUAGUGUGAGCCCUGCAAAUUCUGCUGUGUAUCCUCAAAGUCAGAAAUUCAAGAGAUACAUAUCUGGUUCAGAGUAUAUUGUUCUAGCUCACUCAGCUGAUCAGACUCAUGAUGAGGAGCACCCCAAGACACUUCAGGGCCGACUAUGCAUGCAGGCUGUUGAUAGUGAUAGACUCUUCUCUGCAGAAGAAUUGGGCUAUGCAGUGCAGCUUUCUCGUAUGACUCCCCCAGGAUCCUCUCCCAAAGACCAUGUCCUUGUUGGGAUUUUCUCGAAAUUGUGA
Messenger RNA from Darwinula stevensoni, 1692 nucleotides. The record is from the annotation of a GenBank genome assembly. Lineage: Eukaryota; Metazoa; Arthropoda; Ostracoda; Podocopida; Darwinulidae.